GACCCACUAGCGGGUCGUCGCGCGACAGUUGCACUGGAACUCUGAACUAGGAGGAACGACUGCUUCACGAUGAAUCAGCACCAGAUGAUUGGUUCGAUAGCGGAGUUCAACGGCGAGCACGACGACUGGGAUGUGUAUUACGAGCGGUUGGAGCAGUACUUUGAGGUGAACGAUGUUCCGGAAGCAAAGCGAAGUGCGUUCUUGAUCAGUGUGAUUGGGACGGAUGCGUACAAGAGUUUGCGGGACUUGUGCCAUCCGGUGGUACCGAAGGAUAAGCCGUUCGAGGAGUUGUGCGUGCUGUUGCGCAAGCAGUUCAGCCGACAGGUUGCGAUCUACAGGGAACGAACCAAGUUCUACAACGCACGGCACGAGAACCACGAGAAUGCAACGCAAUGGUACGGACGGUUGAAGCGGCUGUCGGUGGACUGCAAGUUUGGAGCUAAUUUGGAGCAGGUCCUGGUGGACAAAUUCGUUACGGGACUGCGAGCUGGCCAGGUGUUGGAUCGACUCUGCGAAGAGGGUGAGGGUUUGAAGCUGGAACAGGCACUGGAAAUUGCAAUCAACAAGGAGUGUGCCGCGAAGGACAAUGCUUACGCCCCGGUCCGGUUCCAACCUCCGGCGCACAAUCCGUUUGCUGGUGGGUGCAUCCCUCCACCAAGAUCGUGCCUGUUUGGAGGAACUCCAGUGCGAGCUCCGGCAGCAUGUCCACCGCUUGGGGGUGGUGGCGGACUCUUCGGUGGCAGUGGUGGAGCCACCUUCGGAUCUGCCGCGCCACAAUCCUUCUCAGCUCCACAGGCCGUGGCCUGCACAUUCGGAACUGCUCCUGCACCCGCCCCGGUGGCCCUCAAAUCCAUGACUAAUCCUGUGGCACGGUUUGCCAUGAUGGACGCACUGGAAGCCGAACAGCCAGAAAACGUUGAACAUAACCAACUGGAAGGGUUGGGUGGUUCAGCGCCAGCUGUAGGUGCAGAAGCCACCGCCGAUGAUGGUGCUCCGGAGGGCGCUGGUGGCGCAGUCGUCAAAGCAAAACGGGUACGCACUCGACGACGUGGUCGAGGAGGUCGUGGCGGCGGCGCUGACAACGCUUCUGAUAAGAAUUCUGUCGAUGGAGAAGCUAAAGACUAGGCUGAUACUGUAGAGUAGACUUAUAACUAACCUGUAAGAUAGUUUAUUAACUUAUGAAUCUUGUAUUAAAAAAAACUUUACCAAGUUUGUUAAACAAA
Culex quinquefasciatus (southern house mosquito) is the source of this 1223-nucleotide messenger RNA. RefSeq lists its product as uncharacterized. Bases 70 to 1125 code for a protein of 351 amino acids. The transcript has a single exon. The record is from RefSeq and is a predicted model, not a curated record. NCBI's taxonomy places the organism in Eukaryota, Metazoa, Arthropoda, Insecta, Diptera, Culicidae.